GAACGCAAGUUCCCACCCCCUCCCGCAGUCCGCCGCUGGUGCCGAUAGUCAGCGAUCGGGUCUCGGUGAAAAACGUGCUGUGCCGGAACUCAUCCUCUCCACCUUCCUCCGAGCCAUGUCGCAUCACAUUCUGCCAUCGUUCCAGUCUCGGCAGCCCCUCGGGAACGGAUUUCCAGCGGGCAAAAACCAACGGCCGUCGCUCCAAAUGGCGAGGUCGCCGACAGCAAAGCCGCAUUCAGGUGCUCGUGGGCCGGAUGCGGGCAGCAAGCAUGUGGAGGACGAAUACAUCCGCAACCUGCAGCAGCAAAUCUAUCUACUUGAGCUCGAGACCCGAUAUCUGAGAGCUCCCAAGAACGAUGGAGAUGUUGCACCGGGCGGUGAGCCCACGGGCACGACGAUGCCUCUGAACGACGCUAUCAAAACUCUCAAGCACAAAUACAUUGAGCUGCAGGACACCAACAAGAAGGAGAUUACGAGACUUGAAGACCAGAUCGAGAUGCUGAGGUCGCAAAACGAAGCCUUGGUUGUCACAAUGGCCAUGCUCGAGAAGGAGAGAGACGAGGCCCGCGACCAGAUGCGAGAAACCAGAGAAACUCAAAUCACGGAGAAGGACAAGAUCUACGGUGAAGUCAUUGCGCUCCGGAAAAAGAUGGAGAUUAUCCAGGCUGACCACAAUCGGAUGGAGGCUGCCCACAAGCGCAUGAUCAAAGAGAAGCAGGAGAUGCAGGCUCUGACGCUCGAGGCCGAAGCAAACGCUAACAAGUGGAAGGACCAGGUCGAAGAGCAGCUGCACAUCAACCAGACGCUCAAGUCUAGAAUCGAGGAGCUGCACAAACUCAACACCCAGCUUCAGACCAAACUUGAGGAUGCGGACGCUAGCAUGCUGUCCUGGGACAUUGAGUCACAAAAGGUCCGGAUCGCCGAGCUGAUGCGCGAGAAGAUAGAUCUCCAGACCGAGUUGAAGCAGAUAGAGACGGUGCGUAACCAGGACGAGCACAUGCGCCUCAAGAUUCAGCAAGACUGCUCCGAGCUCAUCAAAGUCAAUGUGACCCUCAAGGCCGAGUUGGAUGAUACUCAGCGGCGUCUGAGAAAGGAAUUCGAACAAAGGGAUGAAAAGGGCCGACGGCGCCAAGACCAAGCCAAGGAGGUCGAAAUUAUGCGCGAAGAGCUGGCCAAGAUCCGGGACGAUUUGUCCAUGGCCAAGAUCUCUGUUGACAACAAGGACCGGAAGCUGAGCGAAGUUGGACAACAAUUGAGAGCGACUGAGGCUGCUCUGGCUGCAGCCAACGAAGCCCGGUCUGCGUUCGAAGAACGCAUUCGCGAUUUGGAUAGCCGGUUGCAAGAACAAGAGCAUGAGCUCAUCCAGCUUGGCCAGGACAAGAGCCUGUUAAUUGAUGAUGUCGCCGAGCUACGAAAUGCCAACGAAAUUAAUCAAAUCAAGUUGGUGGGGCUGCAGAAGGAUAAGAAAGAACUCACUGCCGACGUCGAGAAGUACCAGAAAGAAAUGUCCAAGCGUCGGGAGCUGGAGGAGCUGAUCGGCAAAGUGGAGAUGAGCGGCGAAAACUAUCUGCAUUUGAUGAAGAACGUCAAGAACUAUCUGGCCAACAAGCCGCUCGAGGUUGACGAUGACGAGACGGACAUCAAGAUCUACACCGGUCUCAAAGCCGCUGAUCCGACUCAGGGUUCACAUGCCAGCCAGGCGCCUCGCGCCAAUGUCCUGUCCGGAUACGCCUCGGAUAUGCCCGCGAAUUACUCCAAGUACGUGUCCAUGGGCAUGGAUCAGCUUGCCAAAGGCGGCGGGCAUGACCGUCGGGGACAUGGCGGACCCGCAUCGCAUCCUCGAUCGGCUGGCUACGACGACGACCUCUACGACCGGGUGGCAAGAAGCCGGCCCGAGCGAGCUCACUCUCCAGGCCGCGGACCCGAACGAGCCGGCCCGAGGGGCUUGGAUGAGCCUGAGGUGCGGCUUGACCGACGAGAUUCGAACUUGAGAGCGGCUCCGGAAAUCCACUACGAGGACCACGACCGACGCUACCACGACUCGAGUGAGUCUCCCACCGCGACCGGACGCAGCCAUCGAGAGAUGGACGAGGACGGCGGAUGUGAUCGAGACGGUCGACGGCGAGAGUCGCUCAGCGUUCGAUCCCAGGGAUCAAGGGGCGGCUCGUCGCGCGAUCUCCAGGACGAUGGCGAUGAAUAUCGAACGUUUGACUCCGAGGCUCGCCGGGGCCAAGGCAAGGGUCGAUCUGCGUCGGUCUACGACCACGGCGAUGCUCCGCACGGCGACCGCGCUCGCUGGAGACAGUCCAUUCCGCCCAUCGAGGCCGAGGAUGGCGACGACGGCCGGUACAGCCCUCGCGAAGAGUCACUGAAGGUGCGCCGCGAGCACAGCCGCGCCAGCUUCUCGGAUGAUCGGCCGGCACGUUUCGACCGCGGACAUGAACAGGACCGAGGCUCCGAGCUGGAGAGGACCGAGCCUGAGCAGCGCUCCUUUGGCCCGAGUCGCACCCGACAGCGAUCGAGGUCCCCAGGACUGCGGGCCGUUGGCAGGGCUGAAUCGCAGGACGCAGGCUCCAGUGCCUGAGCGGACGACCCACCACGAAAGCCGGAGUGUCCAUCGGCCGACCAGCAGAGACGGCAGCCGCUCACGCAGCCCGGCGGCAUCGUCGCCCUCGCAUCGAGGCAAGCUGCCAGCCGCCAGCCACUCGCGAACAGGCGGACCAGCUCCGUCGACUGGCGGCCUCAGUCGCAGUCCAACAGAGACCAGCACAUCCGGCAAGGGGCGGG
Molecule: messenger RNA, 2787 nt
Organism: Polychytrium aggregatum
Lineage: Eukaryota; Fungi; Chytridiomycota; Chytridiomycetes; Polychytriales
Exons: 11
Coding region: 116-2584 (822 amino acids)
Source: RefSeq, a predicted model, not a curated record